AUGUGGAUAUUCGGCACAAAUCUUGAGUCAGAGAACAUGACUACAAUCCAUACCCAUUACGACUGUUGCAAUUGCCAUAAACCGUUCGAGCUUACAAAGCUGUUCAUUUGCGCCUCAGAUGGGGAUGAUCUGGGCGUGGAGAAACUAUUGACAAAGUUGUGGUGUCAAGAAUGUGGUAGAACCCAUGAUGACCAUCACAGAACUGCGCGUCGUACUUUGGUGAAUAUUGUUCUGCAAAAAAGCGAGAAGCUCAGGGAUAUUUUCAUGGGACGCACCACGGUCUAUUUGAAUGAGAUCGAAAAAGCAUUUGGGUUAUAUAAAGAGACGCUUGGAAAGCAAUAUGCUGCUUUGGACCAAGCCUCUGAUAAUGAUGCUUUGCUUCACAUGAACAAAGCUUUGGAAGGCAUGAAGAAGGCCGAACGAUAUUUAGGCCAAUUAGCAGGGACAAGAGACUACUUUCGCUUUGGCAAAAAACAUGGACUUCUACCGGUAGAAUCUUACAGCGCAAAUAUUACGAAUGGAUCUGCUACAAAUAUCCCUCAAGAAUACUCAAUCGAGAAACUCUUGGAGUUCUCUGAAAAGGUUGAGAAAGAUCUGAAGGCGAUGCGGCUCCAUGGACCAGACAAGGCAAAAAUCGUCAUCAAUGAGGCGAAAAAGAGGGUCCGAAUCAGCCCGAGGGUCGAGCAAGUAUCGUUUGAUAGCGAUGCUGAUGAAGAUGAGCAAGAAAUCAAUGAUCCCGAAGAGCCAAAACCGGACGAAAUUCUGGUUCACACCCCGCCACCUCAACACAAUCCUUGGAAUACAUCUCCUUUUCCUCCUCCUCCUCCUCAAAUCCCCUCGUCACCCAUCGCUACCGGCUCAAGAACAGAUGCCUUUCAACAAGGAUUCCCGACCCAUGCGGAAAAAACCCCCAGUAGCAAGCGAGACCUGAUACAAAAGUGCCUUCCGGAUUUUUUGCCACCGAAAUUUGGCCAAUUUAAAGAGCCGGCGCCGUUCUCUCAGCCGGUUAAUAUUGUUCCAAUUGGUUAUGGGCAUCAACCGGCCUACAUGACUCCAUUUGAUGGAUUCCCGCAAAUUCAGCCAAUGCUCGUCCCAGCCCCAAUAGCCUACGACUAUCAAGCAGAAGCCUAUCGAAAGGAGUUGAAGCGGGGCUAUUUGAGCCCAAGAUUUCUUCAAAUUACAGACCUGAAUUUCAACGAUGAACACCACCUGACAAUGCUCGUCUCCACUUCCGCCGACGUGGCGAUGUUGAUCCGUUUUGAAGAGUGGGACCCUCGAGGAUCCGGAGUGAAGAUCAAUUUUCCGCAUCAACCAGACCCCCGUCCAUACUAUAAGAUGGCUUUCGAAGCCUUUCCGCAUGAGAGCUACAAGAUUGACAUCGACUUUUCGCAGGCUGGGCACGUCUUGAAAUAUUAUUCGCAGCAAAACAACCAGCACUAUGGCUACGUUAGAAUCUCGGCGAAAAGCCGGCUCAGCGACCCAGACGCCAAAUAUAGCAUGGCCUACGUCACGGUGCUCCUGAAAUUUGAUGGCAAUUGUUGGAUCCCAAGCCUGAGUCCGGAUCCACCCAGCGAUCACUAUAAAUAUCGAAAGAAA
Molecule: messenger RNA, 1596 nt
Organism: Mesorhabditis spiculigera
Lineage: Eukaryota; Metazoa; Nematoda; Chromadorea; Rhabditida; Rhabditidae
Source: the annotation of a GenBank genome assembly